AUGGCUAAAUCCAAGAACCAUACCGCUCACAACCAGACUAGAAAGGCUCACAGAAACGGUAUCAAGAAGCCAAAGACCUACAAGUACCCAUCUUUGAAGGGCGUUGAUCCAAAAUUCAGAAGAAACCACAAACACGCUUUGCACGGUACCGCUAAAGUUUUGGCUGCUGAACGUGCUGCUAAGAAAUAA
Torulaspora globosa is the source of this 189-nucleotide messenger RNA. RefSeq names its product 60S ribosomal protein eL29 (gene RPL29). The transcript has a single exon. The coding region runs from base 1 to 189 and encodes 62 amino acids. Gene Ontology annotation, biological process: cytoplasmic translation. Gene Ontology annotation, molecular function: structural constituent of ribosome. Gene Ontology annotation, cellular component: cytosolic large ribosomal subunit; ribosome. Lineage: Eukaryota; Fungi; Ascomycota; Saccharomycetes; Saccharomycetales; Saccharomycetaceae. The record is from RefSeq and is a predicted model, not a curated record.